AUGACUGACCGCAUCUCUCCGCCUUCCUCUCCGCAGGAUUCCAACACAACCGGCAGCAUCAACGAGAAGCUCAACUCGCCCAUCACUCCCGAGAACAAGCGUGUUUCCAUUAUCGCGAACUCUGGCAAGUCCUUUGCAGACCGAAAGAUGAGCCGUCGCCUUUCCACGGCACCUACGGGUCCUCCAAUUGUCGAGAGUGGCAACGAUGGCCUGACAAGAGACGUGAACCACUCCCUUCCCGGCGAUGGUCUCCGGAACAACAGGAAGUCCAAAACCCAAGGCGAGUUGGCUAAGCGCCGGAGCUCCUACUAUGAGGAGGCUUUCCAGGGCGACAGGGAGGCCAACGUGAUGAAGGACCGCGUCUAUGGCGAGGCUAUAGUCAUGGUUGAGCUUCGCACCAAUGUUAUCAUCAGUGACGAAUUCAGCUUUAUCACGGAUUUCUCCUACCAACUCUCAGUUAGAUACCAGAGACCCGUCUCGUCGAUCGUGGUUAGUCUGCAGCACGGAGCUUGUAUGUUGUUUGGGGGAACUUUCGACCCGGCCUACACCAUGACCAUUCACGCUCUGCCCUGCGAGGUUGGUAUCACCAAGAACAAGAGGAAUACUGCUUUGCUGCAAAAGCACUUGCAAGAAGCCAUCGGCGUUGCGCCUGUGCGUGGAUUCCUCAAGUUCAUGGAAGUUCCUGCGGAGAACAUGGCUGUCAACAGCAAGACCAUGGCGUCCCACAUUGCCGAAAUGACUGGCGAGGAGGAGGAGACUAUCGCUGAGCGCCGCGCCCGCAACCGCAAGAGCAUCAGUGCUAAGUCCGUUUCUGCUCUUCGUCAUGGAUCCAUUGCCGGAGGUAGGAAGGGCUCUAUCUUUGACUUCAGGAGAGAAUCUGUUGCAGCUCCACGAAGGGACUCGGUUAUGCCACCUCCCAACGAGCUCACCCCUCCUCACAGCGCAACUGAUGCGCCUCCCAUUCCUGCUAUCCCUGAGCAGCACGUUCAGAACGCUGUCACUACCACCACUACCACCACCACCAGUGACGAGAAGGACACACCAGUCAGAGAGGUCGAGAAGGCAGCAACAAACAACAGCAAUCUGGCUCCGACGAAGAAGACCAAGGCGGCAAAACGCAAGAGCAGCUUCGUCACCUCGCUCUUUUCUCGCACUCCCAGGAACACGCCCCCUCCCAUGCCAACCGUGUCUUAG
Messenger RNA from Colletotrichum karsti, 1194 nucleotides. Its product is annotated as mif domain-containing protein. Gene Ontology annotation, molecular function: phenylpyruvate tautomerase activity. The record is from RefSeq and is a predicted model, not a curated record. NCBI's taxonomy places the organism in Eukaryota, Fungi, Ascomycota, Sordariomycetes, Glomerellales, Glomerellaceae. The coding region runs from base 1 to 1194 and encodes 397 amino acids. The transcript is spliced from 3 exons.